GCCAUAUUGAAUACACUGACGGGAGAGGAGACGAAAGGGAGGCUGAAAUUCCAACCAAUAUCAGCGCCAUCCUUCAUAUUACCCUAAUACUGAUACCUGACGGGAAUUCUUAACUUCAUAAUAGAACAGCCGACGGGCUGAUUUUGUAUCAAUAGUCAGCCAAGGCGCUAAACAUUUCUAAUAUAUAUAGCUUCCGUCAACUUCCGGCAGAACAAAAAUGGGUACCAAGGAUGACGAAUAUGAUUAUCUUUUCAAAGUGGUGCUUAUAGGAGACUCCGGAGUAGGGAAAAGUAACCUGUUGUCCAGAUUCACUAGGAAUGAGUUCAACUUAGAAAGUAAAAGCACCAUUGGUGUGGAGUUUGCUACAAGGAGUAUACAAGUGGAUGGAAAGACAAUUAAGGCACAGAUCUGGGACACAGCUGGUCAAGAGCGUUAUAGAGCCAUCACUAGUGCGUAUUAUCGUGGAGCUGUGGGGGCGUUACUAGUCUAUGAUAUAGCUAAACACCUGACAUAUGAGAAUGUGGAGCGCUGGCUGAAGGAGCUGCGAGACCAUGCUGAUAACAAUAUCGUCAUCAUGCUGGUGGGCAACAAAAGUGAUUUGCGUCAUCUACGAGCUGUACCUACAGAUGAGGCCAAAGCCUUUGCAGAAAAGAAUAACCUGUCUUUCAUUGAAACAUCAGCGCUGGAUUCUACUAAUGUAGAAACGGCAUUCCAAAAUAUAUUAACAGAGAUUUACAAAAUAGUAUCUAUGAAACAGAUACGAGACAGUAAUGAUGAUGAUAACUCUCCCAGUAGCAAUGUACAGACAAUACAGGUGGCGCCUACAGACAAUUCUAUGCCUCGCCCACAAAAGUGUUGUAAUGUCUGAGGCAGUCCACAACGCGUGGUUCUAUGGCCAUAAGGAGGGCACCGAACAUUCACUUAACUUUCCAAUCGAGAGGAGGAUAUUUGGAGGAGUCCAAGUUCAGAUCGGGAGGGGACCGCAGUGUCUUUCUGGAAAAGGUUCCGAUGAAAUGUAUCAGUUAUCUGAUACAGGAAACUUUCUGUGACAAGAACAAAAAUUUUAUUAAAACGGUGAUAUCAGAGAAAAGAGCUGUAGAGAUGAAAUGUUUAAAGUUUUUAUAUAUAAAAGUGACAUCAGUUUUUGGUAACAAUUUAAUUUCUGUAGAGGUGAUGGAAGGGGGUUGAAAUAUCAUCAGAACUUCAGACCUGAUGAUAGAAAACACAAUUAUCAUGAUUCCUCACAAAGUCAUCAAUAUGAAAUGAUUGAUUAUUCCAUGUGUGAAUGUACAGCAAUUCUGAAAUUCGAAUUUUCAGUUUCUGUACAUGUAUAAAAUGAAGUAUCAUUAUUUAUUCAUUUGGGAGGGGAGUGUUGAGACAGAGCUCUGAGGAUUAAAAGACUCUGUCACUUUAUGUGUGCAAGAUUGAUGGAAACAUUUCCUCAGAAAAUAUCAAGGAUUGAUCUGUCAUGAAAUUUAAUGAGGAACCUUUAACAAUGUUCUGAAAGAAUGAAAUAUGUGCGUGGAGAACUACUGUGAUGAAAUCUUUGUACCAUGCCAUAUGUUAUGUCUAGUGUCUGUCCUGCAUACACCAUGGUACUGCAACUUAGAAGGUGUUUAAUGAACCAUUUAGUUGUAUAAUGCCUUUGCCUUGUUACACAGUACUCCCAGAAUAUUUCAUGCAUUGUGAAUGGUAAGUUUUACAUGUGGAGAGUUUUAAGAUAGCAGGAAGCUUCGUGAGUGUUUAAGAGAAACAAAGAAAAGGUUUGAAAAACUUGAUAUUAAAGUUUUGUACUUAAGGUUCAGUCAGAAUAGCAGGGCUGUCUGUUUAUGUAUAUGGUGUUUCUUGUUUUUUUUUAUUCCUGGAUUUAAAUAACACCAUAUGCACUAUGAUAUAUUUAGAAAAAUUGCAGAGUAGGAGCUGCAUAUCGUGACCGUCUGUUGGAAAUAAGUAGGGAGAUCUGUGUAACAAAUAAAAGGUACUGACUACAUUUCACAAGUCGCAUGUUUCUAUCUUCAUUAUUUUUUUAUAUAAUUGUAUGUAGCCAUACUUACAGCUCACCAGUGUUAUAAAGCCAAUUAAACCUUUGCUAUGAAUGCCAACAUGUAAUAAGGUUUGAGAGAGAAAACUCGUGAUUUCAUAUAUGUUCAUGUGUCCCAUAUUGUGGUAUGCAUGAGGUGGGUGAUUGGGUUCUUGGGACCAUAGUAGUGUAAAUGUUUAAUGAUUAUUGGAAACUGGGUCAAGAAAACCACUACAUGGAGAAGAACAGGGGAGAUCACAUGACUUUGUACAGAGUGGAACAGAGGAGACCACAUGACUUUGUACAGAGUGGAACAGGGGAGAUCACAUGACUUUGUACAGAGUGGAACGGGAGAGAUCACAUGACAAUUGGCAUUAUUAGUGUGAUCAGUUAUCGUGUAUUUAAUCAGAUAAGACAGAAUAAUUUCAUGACUCGAAAUCCUUGCUGAUUAAUUGAGCAAAUCAUGAUAUGACAGUAAUGUUUAUUUAGCAAAUGCUAAUAACCUAGGAACUUGUAGUGAUUCCUUCUGUUAUCAGUUUGUUGUGACAUUAUGGUGGCCUGCAUGUCUGUUAGACGAUGGGUAGGGGGCUAUGGUGGCCUACAAGCUGUUAGACGGUGGGUAGGGGGCUAUGGUGGCCUACAAGCUGUUAGUCGGUGGGUAGGCCUACAAUCUGUUAGACGGUGGGUAGGGGGCUAUGGUGGCCUACAAGCUGUUAGACGGUGGGUAGGGGGCUAUGGUGGCCUACAAGCUGUUAGACGGUGGGUAGGCCUACAAUCUGUUAGACGGUGGGUAGGGGGCUAUGGUGGCCUACAAGCUGUUAGACGGUGGGUAGGGGGCUAUGGUGGCCUACAAUCUGUUGGACGAUGGGUAGGUGGCUAUGGUGGCCUACAAGCUGUUGGACGAUGGGUAGGUGGCUAUGGUGGCCUACAAGCUGUUAGACAGUGGGUAGGGGGCUAUGGUGGCCUACAAUCUGUUGGACGAUGGGUAGGUGGCUAUGGUGGCCUACAAGCUGUUAGACAGUGGGUAGGGGGCUAUGGUGGCCUACAAGCUGUUAGAAGGUGGGUAGGUGGCUAUGGUGGCCUACAAGCUUGUUCGACGGUGGGUAGGAGGCUAUGGUGGCCUACAAGCUUGUUCGACAGUGGAUAGGGGGCUAUGGUGGCCUACAAGCUGUUCGACGGUGGGUAGGAGGCUAUGGUGGCCUACAAGCUGUUAGACGGUGGGUAGGGGGCUAUGGUUGCCUGCAUGUCUGUGGUUAUUCUCCGAGAUCUCCAGAUUUCCUCCACUACCCGACUUGGCAUUUCCUUAAAUGACCCUGACUGUACAAUAAGCCAGCAAACCCUUCAGGUGAGUGGUAUUUUACAGAGGAAGGAUUUUUAGAGCUGUAUUUCUGUUGUACGGAUAUUGUGUUAAUCAGGUAUAAAUAUGUAUGUAAAUCUGGUCUCCAAAAAUAUUCUUCUGUUAAAUACACCUGAUCUAAUAGAAUUAGUAACAUACACUAUUCCUCAUCCACAGGGUUUGUUUAGGGGUACAACCUACCGCCUCAUACAGAAAUCUGUAAGCACAUAAUUGUUUUUUUUUGCACUUGUGAAAUGUGGUUGGACUAAUGUGCGAGUCCAAGACUCGUGUUGUUUUCCAGUAAGAUGGACCAUGUAUAGAUUAUCAUUAUAUAUGGCUUCACACCAUCCUGUAUGAAGAAAUUUUUAUUUUUCCUGUGCUUUUUCUCAAGAGACUAUGUUUAAUCUAUAUGUACAGCUAUGAAACAUUAUGAAUUUUGUUGAUAAACAUUGAACAGAUGUCAUGAUUGUAUGCUUGUAAGUAUGUAAUUUGUACAAAUGUAUAUCUUAUCACCAGCUAAA
Ylistrum balloti is the source of this 3877-nucleotide messenger RNA. Its product is annotated as ras-related protein Rab-11A. NCBI's taxonomy places the organism in Eukaryota, Metazoa, Mollusca, Bivalvia, Pectinida, Pectinidae. The coding region runs from base 218 to 868 and encodes 216 amino acids. Gene Ontology annotation, molecular function: GTPase activity; GTP binding. The record is from RefSeq and is a predicted model, not a curated record. The transcript is spliced from 6 exons. Gene Ontology annotation, cellular component: recycling endosome. Gene Ontology annotation, biological process: exocytosis.